This is a messenger RNA of Meriones unguiculatus (Mongolian gerbil), 9552 nucleotides long. RefSeq names its product LPS responsive beige-like anchor protein (gene Lrba). NCBI's taxonomy places the organism in Eukaryota, Metazoa, Chordata, Mammalia, Rodentia, Muridae. The record is from RefSeq and is a predicted model, not a curated record. Gene Ontology annotation, biological process: intracellular protein localization. Bases 1 to 8541 code for a protein of 2846 amino acids. Gene Ontology annotation, cellular component: membrane; cytosol. The transcript is spliced from 56 exons. Gene Ontology annotation, molecular function: protein kinase binding.
AUGGCCGGCGACGACGGCCGAGCCCCGUCCCGGCCGCCGACGGGUGACGACGGCGGCGGCGGGGAGAGCCCCGACGGGGGCGCGCUGUCGCUGAGGCCGGGGCUCCCCAUCAGGGGCGUGCGAAUGAAGUUCGCCGUGCUCGCGGGCCUGGUGGAGGUCGGAGAGGUGUCCAACAGGGACAUCGUGGAGACCGUGUUCAACCUGCUGGUGGGAGGCCAGUUUGAUCUGGAGACGAACUUCAUCAUCCAGGAAGGUGAGAGUGUCGUCUGCAUGCUGGAUUUACUGGAGAAGUGCGAUAUCACUUGCCAGGCAGAGGUCUGGAGCAUGUUCACAGCCAUUCUGAGGAAGAGCAUCCGAAACCUUUACGUCUGCGCAGAAGUGGGCCUCGUGGAGAGAGUACUUGGGAAGAUAGAGAGAGCCGACAGUAUGAUUGCAGAUCUUCUCGUGGACAUGUUGGGAGUGCUGGCCAGCUAUAAUUUGACAGUUAGAGAACUGAAGCUUUUCUUCAGCAAACUUCAAGGAGAUAAAGGACACUGGCCUCCACAUGCUGGGAAGCUGUUGUCGGUGUUAAAGCAUAUGCCUCAGAAGGAUGGUCCUGAUGCCUUCUUCAGCUUCCCAGGGCGGAGCGCUGCAGCUAUUGCACUACCUCCUAUAGCCAGAUGGCCUUACCAGAAUGGCUUUACAUUUCACACCUGGCUUAGAAUGGAUCCUGUAAAUAAUAUUAAUGUUGACAAGGAUAAACCAUAUUUGUAUUGUUUCAGAACCAGCAAAGGUCUCGGCUAUUCUGCUCACUUUGUUGGUGGCUGUUUGAUCAUAACAUCAAUAAAGUCAAAAGGAAAAGGCUUUCAGCAUUGUGUGAAGUUUGACUUCAAGCCACAAAAGUGGUACAUGGUCACUAUAGUGCACAUUUACAACCGCUGGAAGAACAGCGAGCUUCGGUGUUACGUCAACGGCGAGCUUGCGUCCUACGGGGAGAUCACAUGGCUUGUCAACACCAGUGAUACCUUUGACAAGUGCUUCCUGGGCUCAUCAGAAACGGCCGAUGCCAACCGGGUGUUCUGUGGUCAGAUGACUGCGGUCUACCUUUUCAGCGAUGCUCUCAAUGCUGCUCAGAUCUUCGCCAUUUACCAGCUGGGCCUGGGGUACAAGGGUACAUUUAAAUUUAAAGCAGAAAGUGACCUUUUCCUGGCUGAACAUCAUAAACUUUUAUUGUACGAUGGCAAGCUGUCCAGUGCCAUCGCCUUCACGUAUAAUCCGAGGGCCACAGAUGCCCAGCUGUGCCUCGAGUCAUCUCCCAAGGACAACCCUUCCAUCUUUGUUCACUCUCCACACGCUCUCAUGCUGCAGGAUGUAAAGGCAGUUUUAACACAUUCCAUCCAAAGUGCCAUGCAUUCAAUUGGAGGAGUGCAAGUUUUGUUUCCGCUUUUUGCACAGCUGGAUUAUAAGCAAUAUUUAUCUGAUGAGGUGGAUCUGACUAUCUGCACGACCUUGCUGGCUUUCGUCAUGGAGGUGCUGAAGGGCUCCCUCGCCAUGCAGGAGCAGAUGUUGGCUUGCAAGGGCUUCCUGGUGAUAGGCUGCAGCCUUGAGAAGUCUUCCAAGUCCCAUGUCAGCAGAGCAGUACUUGAACUUUGCCUUGCGUUUUCCAAGUAUUUGAGCAAUCUGCAGAAUGGCAUGCCCCUCCUGAAACAGCUGUGUGAUCACAUUCUCCUCAACCCCGCCAUAUGGAUCCACACUCCAGCCAAGGUUCAGCUGAUGCUCUACACGUACCUGUCCACUGACUUCAUCGGUACAGUCAACAUAUACAACACUAUUCGGAGAGUUGGGACAGUGCUGCUCAUCACGCACACACUCAAGUACUACUACUGGGCAGUGAAUCCGCAGGACCGCAGCGGCAUCACCCCCAAGGGAUUAGAUGGACCGAGACCCAGUCAGAAAGAAAUACUUUCUCUGCGAGCCUUCUUACUGAUGUUCAUUAAGCAGUUAGUGAUGAAGGACUCUGGAGUAAAGGAAGAUGAGCUACAGGCUAUUCUUAAUUACUUGCUGACUAUGCAUGAGGAUGACAAUCUGAUGGAUGUCCUACAGCUGCUUGUUGCACUGAUGGCGGAGCACCCUAACUCCAUGAUUCCCGCUUUUGACCAGAGGAACGGGUUACGUGUUAUCUAUAAACUUUUGGCAUCAAAAAGUGAAGGAAUCAGAGUACAAGCACUCAAGGCACUGGGCUAUUUCUUAAAACAUCUGGCCCCAAAGAGAAAAGCUGAAGUCAUGCUUGGGCAUGGGUUGUUUUCCUUGCUGGCUGAGAGGCUAACACUUCAGACAAAUCUAAUCACCAUGACCACGUAUAAUGUUCUGUUUGAGAUUCUCAUAGAGCAGAUCUGUACUCAGGUGAUACACAAACAGCAUCCAGACCCCGACUCCACAGUGAAAAUACAAAACCCGCAGAUACUAAAAGUAAUUGCGACCCUACUUCGAAAUUCUCCCCAGUGCCCAGAGAGCAUGGAGGUUCGCCGCACCUUUCUCUCUGACAUGAUUAAGCUGUUUAAUAACAGCAGGGAGAACAGGAGGAGCCUGCUGCAGUGCUCUGUGUGGCAAGAGUGGAUGCUUUCUCUCUGCUAUUUUAGCCCCGAGACUCCAGACGAGCAAAAGGUAACAGAGAUGGUGUACGCCGUAUUCAGGAUCCUGCUGUACCACGCCGUCAGAUAUGAGUGGGGCGGCUGGAGGGUGUGGGUUGACACCUUAUCCAUCGCACAUUCAAAGGUUACUUUUGAAAUGCACAAAGAAAACCUUGCCAAUAUAUUUAGGGAAGAGCAGGGGAAAGGUGAUGAAGAAUUAGGGCCAUCUUCUUCACGUCUGGAUCCAGAAGUCCCAGAUGUUGGUGCUUCCGUGGGCACCCAGCACUCAGAUCCAAAGGACUCUCCCGUCUCGCUUCAUUUCACUAGAAAUGGUGACGAGAACUUCAGUAUUGGGAAGGCAAGUUCAGUUGAUUCUACAUCCAGCCCUGAGCUGCAGGCGCCAGAGACGUCUCCUGACGAAAAGAAAGCAGAGCAAGAAAGUCGAGAACUCCUGGGCCAAACCACUUCGGGAGAAGUGACAAGUGAGACGAAGGACACCCGUGACUCAGAAGCAUCUUCUGAUGCAGGAGAACCUGGGACCCUUGCCUCUAGGUCUUUUGAACUACCUGGCAAAGAUACAAUGGCCAUCAGUGGAAUCAGUGCUGUCAUAAGUUCUCCCUCAGAGCAAGAUGCUGCAGAGGUGCCAGAGUUGCUGGAGAAAUCCGGAGUAGAGGAAGAAGAAGAAGAUGAUUAUGUGGACCUGAAGGUGGAAGGUAGCCCUACUGAGGAAGCCAGUCUGCCCACAGAGCCCCAAGGCAGCAGUUUGUCUGCAGCCACAGGAGAGCCAUUCAUGCGUGGCAAUGACUGCAGGGCUCAGAAGGAAGCACCUGAAACUGAAAAUGAUCCCGAAACUGGAGAUUGUCAAGAGGCUAGGUUUCCAAGUAUGGCCGCAGCAGGGUCUUUACCUACCUCACCAGAAGCUCCUGUUACCCAGACAAGUGUACAAGCAGACAUUGAUGAGACAUUGGAUGGAGGAAUGAAAGCAACUAACCUUGCUGGAGAAACUGAGUUGGGUAGUGAUUGUGCUGACAAUGUCUGUGAGGCCCCUGCUAGUUCUGAGCAAAAGAUUGCCAAGCUGGAUGUUUCCAGUGUUGCUUCAGAUACUGAGCGGUUUGAAUUGAAGGCCAGUACGAGCACGCAAGCGCCACAGCCUCAGCGACACGGGCUUGAGCUAUCAAGGCAACAGGAACAGCCAGGGCAAGGAGCAGCCCCGGAUGCUGUUGACCAACCCAGGAGGGACUCCAGGUCGACCGUGUUCCGCAUCCCUGAGUUCAAGUGGUCUCAGAUGCAUCAGCGUUUGCUCACUGAUCUCUUAUUUUCCAUAGAAACAGAUAUACAGAUGUGGAGAAGCCACUCAACAAAGACAGUUAUGGACUUCGUGAAUAGCAGUGAUAACAUCAUCUUUGUCCACAACACAAUUCAUCUCAUCUCUCAAGUGACGGACAGUGUGGUCAUGGCCUGUGGGGGCAUACUGCCCUUGCUCUCGGCAGCUACGUCGGCCACGCAUGAGCUGGAGAAUAUUGAGCCUACACAAGGCCUUUCAAUAGAAGCCUCAGUGACUUUUCUGCAGAGGCUCAUCAGCCUUGUAGACGUGCUCAUAUUUGCAAGUUCUCUUGGUUUCACUGAAAUUGAAGCUGAAAAAAACAUGUCAUCUGGAGGAAUUCUGCGACAGUGCCUCCGACUGGUGUGUGCAGUGGCUGUUAGGAAUUGCUUAGAGUGUCAACAGCAUUCACAGCUGAAAGGUAGAGGAGACACAGCAAAAGGCUUGAAAACAGUGCCUAGCCUGAUUCCCAUGGGGAAGUCUGCAGCAAAGAGCCCAGUGGACAUUGUGACUGGUGGUAUAUCUCCAGUGAGAGAUCUUGACAGGCUUCUGCAAGACAUGGACAUCAACCGGCUUCGAGCAGUUGUGUUUAGAGACGUUGAGGAUAGCAAGCAAGCUCAGUUUUUGGCUUUGGCCGUUGUGUACUUUAUCUCUGUUCUGAUGGUCUCAAAGUACAGAGACAUUUUGGAACCCCAAGAUGAAAGACACAGUCAGUCUCUUAAGGAAACUGGAAGUGAAAAUGGUGAUGUGUCACUUCCUGAUGCAGAAAGCACAGCAGCAGAAUGCAGCUCUUUAACCAUGUCUUCGGUGGAGGAGCCCUCGGGAGGCGCCGCCUCUGCUCGUAGGAGGGACUCUGGCCUGGGUGAGGAGACAGCCUCUGGCCUAGGAAGCACGGUGUCUGUAGCUUCUCCAGGAGCGCCUCCAGGGGUCAGCGCGGGCCCCGACGCCGUCAGCGAGGUGCUGUCCACUCUUUCUUUGGAAGUCAAUAAAUCUCAGGAAACAAAAGCGGAUGGAGGAAACGAGGUGGAUAGGAAGAAGACACCGUCAGUUCCAGUUUCAAAGCCUGUCAACGUGAAGGACAUUCUCCGGAGCCUGGUUAACAUGCCGGCCGACGGAGCCCCAGCGGACCCCGGCCUCCUGCCCCCGGCCAGCCUGGGCGCUCUCAGUGGCCUGGCUGCCCACGCUGUGCACCUCAGGUCUUUCGACAGAAGUGUCAUCAUUGCAACAAAAAAAUCAGCAGUCUUACCUUCCACCCUUAAUACAAGCGCACCCGCCCACGCUGUCAGUGUGGUUUCGUCAGGAGAUUCCACCCAAGCCUCAGAUGUCGGCAGAGAGUCUCCAGGAAGUAGGUCAGCUAAUGCAAAAUUGCCCUCGGUGCCAGCGGUUGGCUCUGUUCCACAAGACCCAGUUGCGCACAUGAGCAUCACAGAACGUCUGGAGCAUGCACUGGAGAAAGCGGCUCCUCUGCUACGAGAGAUUUUUGUGGACUUUGCGCCUUUCCUUUCUCGGACCCUUUUGGGUAGUCACGGACAAGAGCUGCUUAUAGAAGGAACAAGUCUGGUCUGCAUGAAGUCCAGCAGUUCCGUCGUGGAGCUGGUCAUGCUGCUGUGUUCUCAGGAGUGGCAGAAUUCUAUUCAGAAGAAUGCAGGCCUUGCUUUUAUUGAACUUGUCAAUGAAGGAAGGUUACUCAGCCAGACAAUGAAGGACCAUUUAGUAAGAGUAGCAAAUGAAGCCGAAUUUAUCCUGAGCAGGCAGAGAGCAGAGGACAUUCACAGACAUGCAGAAUUUGAGUCCUUGUGUGCUCAGUACUCUGCAGACAAAAGAGAAGAGGAAAGGAUGUGUGAUCACCUAAUUAGAGCCGCCAAGUACCGAGACCACGUGACAGCAACUCAGCUGACCCAGAAGAUUGUCACCCUCCUCACAGACAAGCAUGGCGCCUGGGGGAGUUCUGCAGUGAGUCGUCCUCGUGAGUUCUGGCGCCUGGACUACUGGGAAGAUGACUUGAGGCGCCGGCGACGGUUUGUGCGUAACCCCCUAGGAUCGACACAUCCCGAAGCGACACUAAAGACAGCCGUGGAGCAUGCCGCAGAUGAAGACAUCCUUGCUAAAGGAAAACAGUCCAUCAAGAGUCAGGCUUUAGGAAAUCAGAACUCUGAGAGCCAGACCCUCCUGGAAGGCGACGAGGACACUCUGUCAUCCGUGGAUGAGAAAGAUUUAGAGAAUCUUGCCGGUCCUGUUAGCCUGAGCACGCCGGCUCAGCUUGUGGCCCCUUCUGUGGCACUGAAAGGUACUCUCUCGGUCACGUCCUCUGAACUCUAUUUUGAGGUGGAUGAAGAGGAUCCCAACUUCAAGAAAAUUGACCCAAAGAUCUUGGCAUAUACAGAAGGCCUGCAUGGAAAAUGGCUGUUCACAGAGAUAAGAUCAAUCUUUUCUCGUCGUUAUCUUUUGCAAAAUACAGCCCUGGAGAUCUUCAUGGCAAACAGAGUUGCUGUAAUGUUCAACUUCCCAGACUCCGCCACAGUAAGGAAAGUGGUGAACUAUCUACCUCGCGUUGGUGUGGGAACUAGUUUCGGACUACCUCAGACCAGGCGCAUUUCCUUAGCCACUCCCCGUCAGCUCUUUAAGGCUUCGAAUAUGACUCAGCGGUGGCAGCACAGAGAGAUUUCAAACUUUGAGUACCUGAUGUUUCUCAACACAAUAGCAGGACGGGGUUAUAAUGACUUAAAUCAGUACCCUGUGUUUCCCUGGGUCAUCACUAAUUAUGAGUCAGAAGAACUAGAUCUUACCCUGCCAAGCAACUUCAGAGAUUUGUCCAAGCCAAUAGGAGCUUUGAAUCCUAAAAGAGCAGCGUUCUUUGCAGAACGGUUUGAGUCAUGGGAAGAUGAUCAAGUUCCCAAGUUCCACUAUGGUACUCAUUACUCAACUGCAAGCUUUGUUCUUGCCUGGCUUCUAAGAAUAGAACCCUUUACGACUUACUUUCUAAAUUUGCAAGGAGGAAAAUUUGAUCAUGCAGAUAGAACUUUCUCAUCCAUUUCCAGAGCAUGGCGAAACAGUCAGCGUGAUACGUCUGAUAUUAAGGAGUUGAUUCCUGAGUUUUACUAUCUCCCUGAGAUGUUUGUCAACGUCAACAGUUAUAACCUGGGAGUGAUGGACGAUGGGACGGUGGUGUCGGACGUGGAGCUCCCUCCUUGGGCCAAGACCUCAGAGGACUUCGUCCGCAUCAACAGAGUGGCCCUGGAGAGUGAGUUUGUCUCCUGUCAGCUUCACCAAUGGAUUGACCUUAUUUUUGGCUACAAACAACAAGGACCCGAGGCAGUGCGAGCCCUCAACGUGUUCUACUACCUCACCUAUGAAGGGGCAGUCAGCCUGAGCUCAAUCGCCGACCCCGUGCUGAGAGAGGCUGUGGAAGCUCAGAUCCGAAGUUUUGGACAAACGCCUUCUCAGCUGCUGACAGAGCCGCACCCUCCUCGAGGCUCAGCCAUGCAGGCGUAUCUCCUCCUGCAGAGUCCAUUGAUGUUCACAGACCAGGCCCAGCAGGAUGUCAUCAUGGUCCUAAAGUUCCCUUCAAACUCUCCCGUCACCCAUGUUGCAGCCAACACCCAGCCGGGCUUGGCCAUGCCUGCCGUCAUCACUGUCACCGCCAACAGGCUCUUCGCUGUGAACAAGUGGCACAGCCUUCCAGCUCACCAAGGUGCUAUCCAGGACCAGCCAUCGCAGCUGCCCGUGGAAAUCGAUCCUCUCCUAGCCUGCGGUACAGGGACACACAGGAGGCAGGUCACUGACCUUCUGGACCAGAGCGUUCAAGUUCAUUCCCAGUGCUUCGUCAUCACUGCCGACAACCGCUUUCUUCUGGUCUGUGGCUUCUGGGAUAAGAGUUUCCGAGUCUACUCCACAGACACAGGAAAAUUGAUUCAAGUGGUGUUUGGCCAUUGGGAUGUUGUCACGUGCCUCACUCGCUCGGAGUCAUACAUAGGGGGGAAUUGCUACAUUCUCUCUGGGUCACGUGACGCAACCCUUCUUCUGUGGUACUGGAACGGAAAAAGCAACGGGAUUGGAGAUCACCCAGGAAGCGAAGCCACCACUCCCCGUGCCAUCCUCACGGGCCACGACUACGAGGUCACCUGCGCUGCCGUGUGUGCUGAGCUGGGCCUGGUGUUGAGUGGCUCUCAAGAAGGACCAUGUCUCAUACACUCCAUGAAUGGAGACUUGCUAAGGGCUUUGGAGGGCCCCGAAAACUGCCUGAGACCAAAACUCAUCCAAGCAUCGAGAGAGGGCCACUGUGUCAUCUUCUAUGAAAACGGCUGCUUCUGCACCUUCAGUGUGAAUGGGAAGCUGCAGGCCGUCGCUGAGACAGACGACCACAUACGGGCCAUGCAGCUGAGCCGAGACGGGCAGUACCUGCUCACGGGAGGAGACCACGGGGUGCUGAUAGUGCGCCAGGCGGCCGACCUCCGGCAGCUCUUCGCCUACCCCGGCUGUGACGCCGGCAUCCGCGCCAUGGCCCUGUCCUUCGACCAGAGGUGCAUCAUUUCCGGCAUGGCGUCGGGAAGCAUCGUGCUGUUCUACAACGACUUCAACCGCUGGCAUCAUGAGUACCAAACCCGCUACUGAUGGUGACAGCCAUGCCCUGGUCCUGUUCCAGGCUGAGCUAGGAAGGACUCCGGACAUCACUCUCUCUGUGGAAACAGCGAUCACACCUGAAUGUAACUUCAAUUUGCUUGAACAAGCAAAGUAUUUUUUAAAGUUAAUUGCUAUUUUUGUAGACUUUGCUUGACACUUGGGGGUGGGGAGCAGCAAAGCAGAGAGCUGGCUGCUGGUUUCUGUAGUUUAAAAAAACCUAUAUUUUUAGUCAUGAUGAAAAGUCUAUUUUCACCAAUUAUGGAUACAAACAGUGGAGCCAAUAUUCCCACUAGUUCGUGCUUUGUUGUGUAAAGCCAUUUCCCACUUACCUGUAAUCUUGAGAAGUAAGAUUUUAGCAAUAGGGAAAUGGUUCUAGCACCGGGACGGGGAUUUUAUUCUGCACUGGGUCCUGUAUUUUUCUAGACAAUUGUGCUUUCUUCAGUGCUGACAUUUCCAGGAUUUUAAUAGUACUGUUUAAAUUAUGACGUGUGAUUUAAAACAUCUCAAUGGAUUAUUUCUGUAUUCCUCUUCUGUAAGCAUGUGUUAGCCCUAGAAAAUUAUGGUUUGGGGAAGGCUAUUUUAUUUUAGUGUGUGUUAAACAACAAAGAUCUAAGUUAUAACAAUCACAAAUGUUCACCCCUUUUCCUGAUCUGUCGUCCUCAUGGCUCAAGGUGAAAUGAUGGAAACACUCUAGGGCUCACAGUCCUCGUUUCUUGUAAGAAUAAGAAGUACCAAAGCCUGCCCGAGUCACCAGUGCCCUGUGAGGAGGCGGCGCCCCCCCCCCCCCCAGAUCAGAGGGUGCAGGAACCGUGCUGAACAGCGCCUGCCUGACCCGUGUGAGGAAACUGCCUCUGCCUUCUUUCUGAUUAGCAGUUUGUACUAAGAGUGUUAUUUUGGUGUCAUAUAAUUCUACCUUUUUCUAGUAGAUUGCUGUAUGAAAUUCUGUGAAAAUAUUUGAGGAAAGAUCUGUAUUACAUAAAUAAAUUCUUUGUAUGUUGUGAA